This is a messenger RNA of Peromyscus maniculatus bairdii (prairie deer mouse), 1766 nucleotides long. NCBI's taxonomy places the organism in Eukaryota, Metazoa, Chordata, Mammalia, Rodentia, Cricetidae. The record is from RefSeq and is a predicted model, not a curated record.
AUGGAGAUCACUGGGGUCCAGCACCGGGUCCAGCACCGGAUCCAGCCGGGGUUCGUGGCGCCACGUCCAGCAGGGGGCGCUGCGGGCCUGUCCCGCCCGGGCCUCCCGGGCCGCCCACCCCGCGGGCGCGCCUCUUCGCAGUUCAGCGCCGCCCGGGCUGGGACCCGCUGCUUCCGAGCGCGCAGACCUCUCCACGGGGAUCAAGAGGACCCUGCGCGCUGGCGGCCGCCCCUGGCCUCGCUCCGGCUCACAUUGCAGCGCAUCGCCUCGUCCCGGGCUCCGACUCGGAGCGCACGGCUCGCGUCCCGGGCAGCGGCGUGUCCCGGGAGCCCCGACUGUGGGGCAGGACGCAGGGCGGCGCGCCCGGUGCGCUUCCAGGGCCCGGCGGGCUCCUUCUUCGGCUACGCGGUGCUGGAGCACUUCCACGACAACACGCGCUGGGUCCUCGUGGGUGCACCAAAGGCAGAUUCUAAAUACAGCACUUCAGUCAAGUCCCCUGGAGCUGUGUUUAAGUGCCGCGUCCACACCAACCCCGAACGGAGAUGCACCGAACUGGACAUGGCUCGAGGGAAGAACCGGGGUGCGCCCUGUGGGAAGACCUGCAGGGAAGACCGAGAUGAUGAGUGGAUGGGGGUGAGCCUGGCCCGGCAGCCCAAAGCGGAUGGUCGUGUUCUGGCCUGUGCCCAUCGUUGGAAGAACAUCUACUAUGAAACGGACCACAUCCUGCCCCACGGAUUCUGCUACCUCAUCCCAUCCAACCUCCAGGCCAAAGGCAGGGUGCUGAUCCCCUGCUAUGAAGAGUAUAAGAAGAAGUAUGGGGAGGAACAUGGCUCCUGCCAGGCCGGGAUGGCAGGCUUCUUCACUGAGGAGCUGGUGGUCAUGGGUGCCCCAGGCUCAUUUUAUUGGGCUGGGACGGUCAAGGUGCUGAAUCUCACGGACAACACAUACUAUAAACUGAACGAUGAUGUGAUUAUGAGCAGGCGGUAUACCUACCUGGGCUAUGCAGUGACCGCUGGCCACUUCUCUCAUCCAUCCAUCACUGAUGUGGUAGGGGGUGCCCCACAGGAUGAAGGCAUUGGAAAGGUUUAUAUAUUUAGAGCUGACCGAAGAUCAGGGACCUUAAUAAAGAUUUUUCAGGCAUCAGGAAAAAAGAUGGGCUCUUACUUCGGCUCCUCCUUGUGCGCAGUUGACCUGAACAUGGAUGGCCUCUCUGACCUGCUCGUGGGGGCCCCCAUGUUUUCUGAGAUCAGAGAUGAAGGGCAGGUUACUGUCUACCUCAACAAAGGAAAUGGAGCCCUUGAGGAACAGUUGUCCCUGACCGGAGAUGGUGCCUACAAUGCACACUUUGGGGAGAGCAUUGCCAGCCUGGGUGAUCUUGAUGAUGACGGCUUCCCAGAUGUGGCUGUUGGUGCACCUAAGGAGGAUGACUUUGCUGGAGCAGUCUACAUCUAUCAUGGUGAUGCCGAUGGGAUUGUCCCCCAGUACUCAAUGAAACUGUCUGGGAGGAAGAUAAACCCGAUCCUGCGGAUGUUUGGGCAGUCCAUAUCAGGGGGCAUUGAUAUGGAUGGAAAUGGCUAUCCUGACGUCACCAUCGGAGCCUUCCUGUCCGACAGCGUGGUCCUCCUCAGGUGAGAUGCCUGGCUCUUGUUCCUGGGGUCCUGUUCUUCAUGACUGACAGAUGGGAUUUUGCGGAGGAGAAAUGGGGUGCGGCGAUCCCAUCAUUUGGCUCUUUCCUUUGGCCUAGUCCUUCAGGUUGAAGGUGCUGU